AUGUCUAAACCGGCCUCUAUUCCCACACUUCUCGAUUCCUUCACCGAGACAUGGUCCCCACGACUUGUCGCCACAAUAAAUGACCACCACGUCAAAGUCGCCAAAAUCGACGGUGCAUUCAUCUGGCACGCCCACCCAAACUCAGACGAAAUCUUCUAUCUCCUGAGCGGCAAGUUGCGGAUGGAGAUUGAGGGCCAAGACGAUGUUGUGAUGGAAGUUGGAGACAUGUAUACGGUCCUUAAAGGGAUAAGACACCGACCUGUCGCGGAAAAUGCGUCCAUCAUGAUGAUCGAACACGAAACAACAGUCAACACUGGAGAUCAACCUGAUUCAGAAAGGACAAAGGAGGUGAAGGAUGUUCGGGGAUAG
Molecule: messenger RNA, 369 nt
Organism: Ilyonectria robusta
Lineage: Eukaryota; Fungi; Ascomycota; Sordariomycetes; Hypocreales; Nectriaceae
Product: RmlC-like cupin domain-containing protein
Exons: 1
Coding region: 1-369 (122 amino acids)
Molecular function (GO): manganese ion binding
Source: RefSeq, a predicted model, not a curated record